AAAGAAGAUACUUUAAGUAUAUUAUUUAUACUACUAACAAUUAUAUACUACUCAUUUAUUUCAUAAUUAUGUUCAUCUAUUUAAAGUUAUUAUUAUUCCAUUUCAUAUUUCUAUUAUGUAAACCUAAUAUUAAAUGUUAUUAUACAAACUUCAAAACAAUUGAUUGGUCAAAUCCAUUAACUUUAUCAGAAGCUAUAUUAGCUGAACAAGCAGCUAUUGAAGAAGUUCCUUCAAAUUCACCAUUAUCAUCAUUAUCAUCAUCAUCCAUAUUAUCAAGAAGAAAAUUUAUUCAACCAAAUAUUGAUUAUUAUCCAACAUGGUCUGAAUCAUAUUUAUAUUUAAAACCACAAAGAAAUAUUGAUGAAGAAUUAAGACAAUUAAAAGCGGAACCUCCAAGAGGAUUACCUAAUGUUAUGAGAUAUGGUUAAUUAAAAUAAACAGAAGUUUAUGUAAACAAUGAAAUUUUUUUUAAAAAAAAAAGGAAAAAAAACACAACCAUGAUAGUAAUAAUGAUAUAAUUAUUAGUAGUAUAAAUACUGAUAACAAAAAAAGCAACAUGUUUCUGUUCUGUAAACAUUUCAAUGAUAUUACUAUCCAUUAUUAUUACAAGGUAAAGAAGAUAGAUGAAAUUUAAUAUUUACAAAGAUUAUUUACCAAAUAUCUGUAUUAUGAUAUAUAUAUAUAUAUAUAUAUAU
Messenger RNA from Schistosoma spindalis, 695 nucleotides. NCBI's taxonomy places the organism in Eukaryota, Metazoa, Platyhelminthes, Trematoda, Strigeidida, Schistosomatidae. The record is from the annotation of a GenBank genome assembly.